Rhodofomes roseus is the source of this 1443-nucleotide messenger RNA. RefSeq names its product tRNA A64-2'-O-ribosylphosphate transferase. Gene Ontology annotation, molecular function: tRNA adenosine(64)-2'-O-ribosylphosphate transferase activity. NCBI's taxonomy places the organism in Eukaryota, Fungi, Basidiomycota, Agaricomycetes, Polyporales, Fomitopsidaceae. Gene Ontology annotation, biological process: charged-tRNA amino acid modification. The transcript has 7 exons. The record is from RefSeq and is a predicted model, not a curated record. Gene Ontology annotation, cellular component: cytoplasm. The coding region runs from base 1 to 1443 and encodes 480 amino acids.
AUGGAACUUAUCGGACUUCACGAGGAACAAAGCUUGGCGUUGAACCAUCUCAGAAAGGAAUCCCUUGACAUCUAUAAUCGUCUACACUCGACCGCGGAGGACAUCGAGUUUGUGAGGACAGUACGAUUGACAUAUCAGCACCUGCCGAUCCUGCCCAAUCAACGCUGUGGGCUCUGGUAUGUCGACCCGCAGAUGGCCAGGCAAGAACCCGCAUACUUCAAAUCCACUGACGGACACUUCGGAAACUGGAGCUUCAAUUUGAGAAGGCCGAAUCUACAUCUCCUUUCCAUGAUCGUGUCACAAGGAGGAAUGAUACUGGUUGAUUCUACGAGAUCCGGCAAGCGCAUCCCGGACGCACUGUCGAAGACCGUUCCGAUUUGGUGUGCGGUCAUCAAUCGUGCCGUCCAGAGGAAAUAUCCAGACAAACACAAGGCCGACUGGGAUCUGGAACUAUAUUGUCCUUCAGGGACCGUCAGUGCGCAAGAAAAGUCACAGAUAGAGGCCCGAUUGGAUGGAUGGGUGGACUCACUAGUGGGCUCUUCGUAUAUCCUGUCAGAUUUGUUCCGUCCGCUGCAUCCGUUCUGGAUUACUCCGUCGACAUCGGUCUUCCCGAGUCUGGAUCCCGGUCCAACCCAGCGAUUCUAUCCCAUCGUAUGCGUGUCUGCAUCGAAGCAGAUACAAGAGGGCAUGGAGCGACGGACCAAUGGCUUCGUCUACGUGCAAGGUUCAGGCGACGAUCACGAACUAUGGGGAAUGGGGCUUACACCGAAGCUGUUCUGGACGUAUCAAGACGAACUACUGCGAGCGAGCCGUUCAGAGCUCCCCGAACUGAUCAAAUCAUUGCUGGGGCCAUGUAUUAUGGCGACGCAACCACUGCAUCGGGAGUGGGGCAUGAAACCUACUCCCAUCAUUCAAGUUGGCGGUCGUAUCCUGAUCUGUUCAACCUCUGCCAUACCCACUGACUUCUCUGGGACCAUACCUGGUAUCGCUAGCCGAACAUCCUUCCUCAUUGUCAGCGCAUCAUCGGCAUUGAUAGGCGGCGGCUUUGAGGCGGACAACGUCUUGCGGCUGCAGAUGGCCGAUGGCAGGAAGGACCAGAUUCUCUACCUUCAAUCCAUCCUCCCUCGAUCCAUGGCAUUCAUCGAGAGCCGCCUAUCGAGAGGAGAGUCCGUCUGCGUCUGCUGCGACAGCGGUAAAGAUGCGAGUGUGGGCGUCGCUCUGGCGGCGCUACAGCUAUUCUUCGACGACAAAGGCGCGUCUGCGACCACACACGAGGAACAGGAUACAUUAAGACACACGGCGACGAAGCAGUCCAUCAGUACAAGGCUACAGUGGAUCAUAUCGAGCAGGCCCGAGGCCAACCCAUCUCGAGCUACACUCAAACGCGUAAAUGAAUACAUCCUUACCUCGCCGUCUUUCCGGCGCCAACGAGGUGUGGAAUGA